UUGCUAAACGUGAGGCAGAAGCACGUAUCAAGCAAAAUGUUGUUCGCGUUCAAAACAAAGCUCACAUAGCACAACUUCACCGACUGCGGAGUCUACCUUCUAGGAUGUGUCCAGCGAUUCCUCGAGACCCGUCGUAUAUUUGUUAGCCGCGCACUAUUACGCGAGAUGGAUUCAGAAAUCGACUGGCUGGCGACACUUUCGAAUUGGGCAUUGACAGGGGCUCCCAAAAACCCUUCCCACUCAGCCAGUCGGGGAAAUGUGCUGGCCUGUCCUGACAUACCGGGUAUGGUAAUAGAGGAAGGAAUGAACUUGACAAUACUCCUGGACUCGUUUGGCAAUUCACAUCCAAAGACUGGCCGAGCUCUGAAGGAGUACAUACUCCAAGAGGAAGGGCCUUGCCAAACGUGAAGCAGAAGCAUGUAUUGAGCAAAAGGUUGUUCUCGUUCAAAAUAAUCGUAUAUGGAUGCAGCAAAACU
Molecule: messenger RNA, 476 nt
Organism: Aaosphaeria arxii CBS 175.79
Lineage: Eukaryota; Fungi; Ascomycota; Dothideomycetes; Pleosporales
Exons: 1
Coding region: 166-408 (80 amino acids)
Source: RefSeq, a predicted model, not a curated record